Messenger RNA from Aureobasidium musti, 867 nucleotides. Lineage: Eukaryota; Fungi; Ascomycota; Dothideomycetes; Dothideales; Saccotheciaceae. The record is from the annotation of a GenBank genome assembly.
CGCAGUAUCUCCGCCGCCAUCAGUAAGACGGGCGCCGCUCCUAUGCAGCGCGUCAAGCUCCUCAUCCAGAAUCAGGACGAGUUGCUCCGCUUUGGUCGUCUCACCAAGCCCUACACCAGCGUUCACGAGUGUCUCAAGCGUGUCAUCACUGAGGAGGGUACUGCCUCCCUCUGGCGUGGCAACACCGUGUAUAUUAUCCGUUACUUUACAGCCCAGGCCCUAAACUUUGCUUUCCGCGAUACCUUCAAAGCUAUGUUCGCCUUUGAGAAGGAGCGUGACGGCUACUGGUUGUGGAUGGUCGGCAAUCUCGCCUCUGGUGCUGCUGCUGCUGCCACUUCUCUCAUCUUCGUCUACCCUCUUGACUACAUCCGUACCCGUCUUGCCAACGACGUUAAGGACGCCAGUAGCAGCGAGCGUCAAUUCAAGGGCCUUGUGGAUGUCUUUGAGAAGACCCUCACGUCUGAUGGUAUUGCUGGUUUCUACCGUGGCUUUUUGCCCUCCAUUAUUGGUAUUAUUGUCUACCGUGGUCUCUGGUUCGGCAUAUACGACUCCAUCAAGCCCCUUGUCCCUACCGGUGCUCUCGAGGGCAAUUUUCUUGCCUCUUUCCUCUUUAGCUGGACCGUCACUACUACUGUCACUCUCGCCUCUUACCCGCUUAGCACUAUCCGUUGUCGUAUGAUGAUGAGAACUGGUGAGGCCGUUAAGUACGAUUCUUUCAUCGAUGCUGGUAGCCAGAUCCUUGCUAAGGAGGGCGUUAAAUCUCUCUGGAAGGGUGCUAGCGUUGACAUCCUUUGUGGUAUUAGUAGUGCCAUUGCCUUAGCUAUCUACAACCUGGCCCAGUUCCUUAUAUUCGGCUAUAUCUUCUAG